AUAAAGCAAGAGUAAACAGAAAGAGAAAUCUGAGUACGUGUGAUGAGGUUGUGCUCUCGGUUUUUCCGGUUUGCCCCUGAACGCAGCACUCGGUCCAGAUGCAGAGAUGCUUGCAGCCUCACCGCGCGGCCACACCGGGACAACAAAAAGCAAUGCGUAGGAAGCGGACAGCUCGACAGCUCCACACCGAGUGACCGAUCAUGGCCGGCCUGUGCCGGGACGCUGCUUCCAUCAGUCCGGCGGCGGAGCAGCACCGCGGCGGCCGCCGGCGGGAGCCGUGCGCGGACAGCGGGGACGCGGCGCAGCCGCUGCGGGAGCUGCCGCGCUGGAUGCGGCUGUACUUCUACGGUAUGCACGGCGUGACUCUGGAUGUCCUGCUCUCGUCGCUGCAGGGGGUUUUUAAUCAUCGCGACCCCAAGCUGGUGGGCUUCUCGUCUCCGUAUCUGUGCGUCAUGCAUUCGCUGACCCACUUCGUGCUGGAGAAGGUCUACUCCCAGAAGAGGUGCUUCCGAGGCCGGCCCGUGGUCUUCCAUCUGGUUUUCUAUCCGUCCGUCUACAUCGGGCUGCAGAUCCUGAUCGGGAACGUCAACACCCUGACCGAGCAGGUGCGGGUGGUGUCCGGGGCUCAGCUGGCAGUGCACUACAUCCUGGCUCUGUAUUUCUCCCAGGUGUUCCACAGACUGCUGUCAGGUCUGCAGUAUCACCCCUCCCGGUCUGCAGACCUCCAGGGGAAAGUCGCCCCUCCACAUGGCCUGCCGGGGGUUCUCCGCUUCUUCUUCUUUGGGAUGCACGGCUUUCUGGACGAGGUGAUGUUCACCUCCGUCUUCAACCUGGUGGAGAAGUCUGACCAGACCCUGAGCGGCCACACGUCCCUGUGGUCCUUCCUGAUGUACGGCAGCUGCAGCUUCCUGGUGGAGAAGCUCUACCUGCACCUGCACUUCCGCCGGGGCUGGAGCGCCUCGAGGAGGCUCCCCAUCUACAUCUGCUUGGUCUACGCCUGGGAGUUCUCCUGGGGCCUGGCCCUCAGGCAGUUCGACGCCUGCUCCUGGGAUUACUCGCACUAUCCGCACAACUUCAUGGGACUCGUCACCCUGCUGUACCUCCCCGGGUGGAUCUGCCUGAGCCUCUACCAGGACGUGCUGUCCAACGUCCUGCUGAGAAUCAAGUGCACCAAAGAUGGAGAUGAUAUGAAUGGAAGACAGGCAGAGGUCAAUGGACCUAAAAAAACACUAUAAUAUAUUAUCAAUCUAAGAAAUCGCACUGAAAAACCACUGAUUUUCCAGCUCCUUGUGGCUCAUCGGGUUCUUUCUCUGGGGUCGUUUUACCUGCCUUCGCUCAGGAUCAGCAUUUUACCCACUUUUCACAAAAAAUAUUUACUGCAAAGUUUCUCUGAAGAGAAGAAGACAUAAUCCAGGUUCCACUGCAUUCCACACAGAUCGUCACUGAUGAUUCAGGGUCUUUUAAAUGGCGAAACACAAUUCAGUGGCGACUUCCCUGACCCCAGUUAAUUUAAGUUUACCGACUGCCUUUUUUUAAAUCUCAUGCAAGAUACAGUUGCAAUAUGAACUAAGUACAAGGUUGAAUUCUUUUUUUAUGGAUUGCAGGUGGCAUGCACUGUUGACUGAGCAGUUUGGAUAUGCAGUGGCAUAUUUUUACUGUAGCACAUAGUUGCAUGUUUAAAUUACCACUGUUACUCCUAUUUGUUUGCAUGUGUACUUCUCACAGGCCAUUAAUUAUUAAAAAAAAACCCUCAGAAAUUACCCAAACAUCCAACCAGACAGGAGUCGUCAGUUUUGUAACAUCAGGAUUGUCAGUACACACAAAAACAAAUAAUAUAUAUAAAUAAUAUAUUAGACUAGACCAAUGAUGUAUCAGAGUUCUAUUAGAUAAAGGGACAGAAGCAAUCACUGACUUCAGAUGUUUUGGGGGCUGCACGAUAUGAAACAUCACGAUACUAUGAUGUAUUCUUGCUUCGCAAUUCGCACUUUUGUAUCACUGUGCUUCACACUCUUAAUCUUCAAUCCCAUGCACAUCUUCAGCGGUUAAACUGAUUUCUCUUGAUUUCCCCUUUUCUGCCUCUGACUUCUCACUGACCUUUGUAAUGAAGUGAAAUAUGAUCCGUCCAUCCACAAUCUAGUUCAGUAAGGUGAUAGAUCACACAAAUGACGAUGAAUUUGCGGAAUAUCAUGCAGCCCUACCUCCUACAGUCAUGAAAUCAAAAUAAUAGCAUCUGAAUUAUGAAGUGGGUCAGAUUCAGUGUUAAGACAAAGAAAGUUAACAUCUGUAUAUAUUACAUUAACAAAACAAACUUGUUAAAAUAAUCCUCUGACCAAGUACUGCAUGCCAACUAAUAGAGUAGAGCUCAACCCAGUCUAGUAUGUAGCAAAAGAAAAAAAAAACACACGUGAAGCACCAA
Messenger RNA from Salarias fasciatus (jewelled blenny), 2416 nucleotides. It is a transcript of the gene tmem229a, whose product is annotated as transmembrane protein 229A. The coding region runs from base 201 to 1235 and encodes 344 amino acids. The record is from RefSeq and is a predicted model, not a curated record. The transcript has a single exon. NCBI's taxonomy places the organism in Eukaryota, Metazoa, Chordata, Actinopteri, Blenniiformes, Blenniidae.